Meriones unguiculatus (Mongolian gerbil) is the source of this 3784-nucleotide messenger RNA. RefSeq names its product FAD dependent oxidoreductase domain containing 2 (gene Foxred2). Bases 196 to 2196 code for a protein of 666 amino acids. The record is from RefSeq and is a predicted model, not a curated record. Gene Ontology annotation, molecular function: flavin adenine dinucleotide binding; monooxygenase activity. NCBI's taxonomy places the organism in Eukaryota, Metazoa, Chordata, Mammalia, Rodentia, Muridae. The transcript has 9 exons.
GACCCCGCCCCCCGCCAUUGGCCCGGAGCGGGGAGGGGCGUGACCGCCGUGGCGCGAGCCAGCCGGAGCUUCCCAGCACUGCAGCCUGCAGCGGGAGCAUCGCUGGGCCUCCGGCGGCGGCGUGCGGGUCGGAGGCGCAUCCUGGGCACCGCGCACGCGCCGGAAGCAGCGCGGGGUAGCAGAGGCUGCAGCAGGAUGGGUCCCUCGGGGCUGCUGCUGGCCCUCGCCCUGCACCUGGCGGUGUGCUCCCGUCCGCACUGGGACUAUUGCGUGUUGGGCGCCGGUCCCGCGGGCCUGCAGAUGGCCGCCUUCCUGCAGCGGGCCGGCAGGGACUACCAGGUGUUUGAACGCGAGUCCGCCCCUGGCAGUUUCUUCACUCGCUACCCACGCCACCGCAAGCUCAUCAGCAUCAACAAGCGGCACACGGGCAAGGCCAACGCUGAGUUCAACCUCCGCCACGACUGGAACUCUCUGCUCAGCGAUGACCCACACCUGCUCUUCAGACACUACUCGAAGGCUUACUUUCCCGAUGCCAGCGACAUGGUGCGCUACCUGGAUGACUUCGCGCGGCGCCUGCGGCUCCACGUGCGGUACAACACAAACAUCACUCACGUGGCUCUGGACAAGGAUCCGCAAGCCUGGAACGGCCAUUACUUCAUUCUGACCGACCAGAAGGGCCAGGCUUACCAGUGCAGUGUCCUGCUUGUAGCUACUGGAUUGUCGGUCCCCAAACUGGUUGACUUCCCUGGCUCCGAACAUGUGGAGGGUUACGAGUCUGUGUCCGUGGACCCUGAAGACUUUGUGGGUCAGAAUGUGUUGAUCCUGGGCCGUGGGAACUCAGCCUUUGAGACAGCAGACAACAUCUUGGGUGUCACAAACUUCGUCCACAUGCUGAGCCGUUCCCGGGUUCGGCUCUCCUGGGCCACCCACUAUGUUGGAGACGUCAGAGCCAUCAACAAUGGCCUGCUGGACACCUACCAGCUGAAAUCACUGGACGGACUCCUGGAGUCGGACCUGGAGCAUCUGGCCCUCGUGAAGGACAGCAAGGGCAAGCUCCGCAUCACCCUCAGGUUCUUCCUGGAGGAGAACAACAGCAGCCAGAGGGCCGACUCCAUUCCCCUCCCCCAGGAUGACAAUGACAACUUUGCCAUGCGGGUGGCCUAUGACCGCGUCAUCCGUUGCCUGGGCUGGAAGUUUGACUUCUCCAUUUUCAACCAGUCCCUCAGACUCUCCUCAGGGACUGAGUUCAGCAAGAAGUACCCACUGAUUAGACCCAGCUAUGAAUCCAAAGGAAGCCGGGGUCUCUUUAUCCUAGGGACCGCCAGCCACUCAGUGGACUAUCGGAAAUCUGCUGGCGGCUUCAUCCAUGGAUUCCGAUACACAGUGCGUGCUGUCCACCGGCUGCUGGAGCGUCGGCACCAUGGCAUCGCCUGGCCGUGCACAGAGCACCCCAUCACAGAGCUGACCAGCUCUGUCAUUCGUCGUGUCAAUGAAGCUUCCGGGCUGUACCAGAUGUUCAGUGUGCUGGCUGAUAUCAUCCUGCUGAAGGAGAACGCCACAGCAUUUGAGUACCUGGAAGAGUUCCCCAUGCAGAUGCUGGCCCAGCUGGAGACGCUCACAGGGAGGACAGCGCGCCACGGGCUCUUUGUCAUCAACAUGGAAUAUGGCAAAAACUUCUCUGGGCCAGAGAAGGACGUGUUCUUUUAUGACCGGUCUGUGGCCCACAUAGAGGAUGCCUGGAUGUCCAACUUCCUCCACCCUGUCAUAUACUACUAUAGGCAUCUCCCUACCGAGCAAGAUAUGCGGUUUCGGCCUGCACAGUGGCCCCUGCCUCGGCCCAUAGCCCUCCACCACAUUGUGGAGGACUUCCUGACUGACUGGACAGCCCCGGUGGGGCACAUUCUCCCACUGAGGCGCUUCCUGGAGAACUGUCUGGACACGGAUCUUCGAAGCUUCUAUGCAGAGUCCUGUUUCCUGUUCACCUUCACACGCCAGAAGUUGCCCCCCUUUUGCCAGCAAGGAUACCUAAGGAUGCAGGGGCUUUCAAGCACCGAGAGCCUUCGGCAACAUGGCGUGGAAAGCAAGCUCCUGCAGAACUACACAGCCAUAGAGGACAGCAGCAGGUGGCUUGGAGACCAGCCCUCGGUUCCAGGGCAUCUGGCUCAGUCCCUUGACAACAACAAGGAGGAGCUGUGAGCAGCCUCUCCCAGGCUAUGGUGGCUGGCACCUCUCCAGGAAACCUUUUCCCACCUUUCGGGCUUCUCAGAACCAUCAUAUAGAUGGCAGACAACAGAAUAGCCUAUAGAAUGCAGAAGGCUGGGACACGGUCACACUGUGGUGUCCCUUCCUGUGCUGCCCCUGGGUGCUAAAUGCAAGGUCAAGAGAAGGGUACAUUCUGUCAGGUCUGAGCUGCCUUCCACUGCCGGCUUCCUUCCCACUUGAACCAUCACAGACCACAUUGGUCUAGUGCGUCUGCUUCUAGGACCAACCAAUUUCCUUUUCCUUCUGGUUCACUCUGCAGAUGGGCUUGGAUCUACCUGGGAAACAGCUGGCAGCUGAAAGUCCUUCAUUUCCAUAGUGGGCCUCUUAGAGUGAAAGGUUGAGGUCUUCAUCAGUGGGGCAGACACUUAGGAUCUCUGCUCCCCAAUGCAUCUAUGGACCCCAACUCAGAAGCAUCAGACAUCUUCUAAGGUCCUUAUCCAGGAGAGACUGCCCCCAUACCACCCUUUCUUUCCACACCGUCGUGCUCCCCCUAGCAGUGGCUCUCAGCAGAACUCUCUCAGGCUGGGCAUCACAGGCCCGGAGGGCUGGUAAAGGACAGAGACAGGAGACUCCUGCAAGGUCAUCUGUCCAGCUGCCUUCUCAGGAGCCUCAAUGCUGCCCUGUCCUCAAGAUCACACUCCCAGGGAUCAGGAGCCUCUGUCCCUCUCCCACCUUGCUGACUGGCUUCCUGAGCAGUGUCUUCCUUGAGAGCAGCCUGGGCAGGUUUAAGGUGUUGCUGUGCUUGCUGCCCUGGGCAUAGAAAUGUUGACACUUGCCCUGAUCCUGGCUGCCUUGCUAUUCCUCUCCCCUUCCUUGCCUUCCUCAUCAGAGUCCACACUCAGCCAACAGAUUAGUCUCACUGAUGAAUAAGCCAUAAGGAAAGCAUGACCACAAGGGAAGCAUGGAAAUCACGUGAUUUCCCACAGGCCCAGAGCGCAGGUACUGUUUCUCACCAACCCUCUUUUAUUCAUCCUGCAUUCAUUCAUGCAGGGACAUGUCAAGCCAAAGCCCCUUCCUGGGAGUAUCCUCUUCCCCAUGGAAGAGUCUUGGCUGGGUCCAGGCCCUCUGAGCCGCCUGACCUACCUGCCUUCUUCUCCAGUGCUUACCAAGUUCUAACAGGGCAAUUCAACAACUUCAUCUCACCAGGAGGAACUGUGUACCCCUGUACCUACUUGAGGUAGUCUGCACAGGGCCAAACCUAACUGAGUCAUCCCCCAGCUGACAUCACCAGGAUGCCAGUGUCACUUUAUUUCACACAGGGUGAUGGGCAAGCCAGACUGGGACCUUGCCAUCCCACCCUUGUUUCCAGAGCAUUUUCAAAUGAGUCUUUGAUUUAGCGCCAGGAAAUGGAAUGCUGUUCUUUACACGUCACCCUCCAGUCACUGAGGCUGGCUGAGCCACUUGUUCAGUGCCUUAGCAAGUAGCUGGCUGACACCCUCCUGUAUGACAUCUGCUGCUUCCUGUCAUCUGCCAGAUCCUUGAUUCUGUCAAAAUAUCAGGCAGCCUUAUUUGUUUUUAACAG